Messenger RNA from Enhydra lutris kenyoni (northern sea otter), 1758 nucleotides. Its product is annotated as UBX domain protein 11. The record is from RefSeq and is a predicted model, not a curated record. Gene Ontology annotation, molecular function: ubiquitin binding. Gene Ontology annotation, biological process: proteasome-mediated ubiquitin-dependent protein catabolic process. Lineage: Eukaryota; Metazoa; Chordata; Mammalia; Carnivora; Mustelidae.
AUGGGCUCACCUUUGGCCUCCCUUGGCAAGACCCGAAGAGUGCCCCUGCAGUCAGAGCCUGUGAAUCCAGCCAGGCGAGGGAUAAAAAUCUACGGAGAUGAAGAUGAGGCAGACGUGCUGAAUAAUGGACUUGGCCCAGAAGAAAAGAUCGCUGUCCCUUCCUGCUAUGGCGGCAUUGGUGCACCUGUGAGCAGACAAGUCCCCGUGUUCCGUGACUCGGAGCUGGUGGCCACCUUGACCAGGAAGAUGCGGGAUCUGGAGCGGCAAGUGAGGUCUCAGACUGAUGAGCUGCUGUCCAAGAACCCCCAGGUCUGCCUGUCCCUGCUUGUCUUGCUGCUGCAGGAUCGGAAGAUACGGGCCCUGGAGGAAAUGGUGCAGAACCUCCAGGAGCACCAGGGCCAGGUCAGGACGCAGCAGCAGCAGGACCUGGAGACCACAUGCCUGCGGCUCCAGCGCCAGGUUGAGGAGAUGGAGCGGUUCCUCAGUGACUACGGGCUGCAGUGGGUGGGCGAGUCUGUGGACCAGGAGGGCUCAGACAACCAGGCAGACUCAGAGGAUGGCAAGAGGGACUGGAUGACAGCCAAGAAGUUCUGGAAACCAGGGGACUCAUUGGUGCCCCCCGAGGUGGACUUUGACAGGCUGCUGGCCAGUCUGAAGGAUCUCAGUGAGCUGGUGGUAGACGGUGACACGCAGGUGACACCAAUGCCUGGUGGAGCACGGCUCCAUGUCCUUGAGCCCAUCCCACUGAAGCUCUAUCGGAAUGGCCUCAUGAUGUUCGAUGGGCCCUUCCGGCCCUUCCAUGACCCCUCCACACAGCGCUGCCUCCGAGACCUGCUGGAUGGCUUCUUCCCCUCAGAGCUCCAGCGGCUGUACCCCAAUGGGGUUCCCUUUAAGGUGAGUGAUCUGCGCAAUCAGGUCUACCCGGAGAAUGGGCUGGACCCGUUCCCAGGGGAGGGCCGCGUGGUGGGCCGUCAGAGGAUUCACAAGCCGCCGGGCAGGAUGGAGCACCCAGCCCCUCCCCAGGCCAAGGCUCCCAAUGCACUCCCUGCAGGCUCCAAGAUGACUGCGGAGAAGUUUCUGAACAGGCUCCCCAAGUUUGUGAUCCGGCAAGGGGAAGUGGUUGACAUCCGGGGACCCAUCCGAGACACCCUGCAGAACUGCUGCCCAUGGCCUGCCCAGGUCCAGGAGAUUGUGGUGGAGACACCAGCCUUGGCUGCUGAGCGUGAGAGGAGCCAGGAGUCACCCGAGUCACCGGCGCCUCUGCUCUCCAUGCUGCGCAUCAAGUCUGAGAACGGUGAGAAGGCCUUCCUGCUGAUGAUGCGGCCCGAGGACACUGUUGGUGAUGGCUGUGGACGCCACCAGCUUCGAGAUCAUCAGUACCUUCCCACCCACAGUCUACAGCGACAACACAAUCACACUGCAGGCCGCGGGCCUGGUGCCCAAUGCAGCGCUGCUGCUUCGGACAAGCCGGGCCCCGCCGCCUGCUCCAGGCCCCAGCUCCAAAUAAAGAGCCCGCUCCCACACAGGCUGCUCCAUGAGGCUCUCUUGGCCAGGCAGACCCGCUGGGCGCCAGGGAAGGCCGGAGCCCCUGCUAGGCUGGGGCGGGGGGCGGUACCGACCCGCCCCCUCUGUAACAUGAGCCCCAGCUGGCAGGCCUGGCUGCUGGGUCUUUGUCCUCUAGGUUCCUCUUUCUUCCCAGAAGGGCUAAGCAGAUCCAGUGGAGGGAAGGCGGGCUCCAGCUCAGCCUCAGCAGGCUAG